This is a messenger RNA of Ambispora gerdemannii, 501 nucleotides long. The record is from the annotation of a GenBank genome assembly. Lineage: Eukaryota; Fungi; Glomeromycota; Glomeromycetes; Archaeosporales; Ambisporaceae.
AUGUCCAAAGCAAAAAUAAAUCUUGCUAACUUGGAUUUCAGCUGUACCUACUCAUUUGAAGAGUUCGAGUUCAUUAAUGAACAGCUCAAAACACGCAUCUUAGAAGUCAAUGGGCAACCAGUCAAUUUAUUUGAUCUUGAUGAAAAUGGAAAGCUUGUUCUAAUGUCACAGGUCACUCACUGCAUGGAGGUUACUGUUGGAAAGAUUGCCAGACAGCUUGAUAACUGGAAUGUUCAAACUCGACAGAACAGGGACGUAAAAACAGCACAAGGAGAGUUUAAUUUCAGUAAUGAAGGUCAAAGAAUGAUCAAAGCUCCUGAUGUCUCCUUCACACCCAAAGUGGUAUCUCGUCAAUUGACUGAAUUACAACGUUGGGCUUUCCAGGAAUGUAAAGACUUGCAAAUUGAUUGUCCUGAAUGUGACGAAACCUUCUCUGAUCAUUACACUUAUUCAGAACAUUAUGAAGAUGAGUAUGUUCGUAAAUGGCGUAAAACAGAGUAG